UCCCCAAUUUCCUCCGAACCGACCAGCGGACCGAGCACGAAUCGAACAGCGCGCCGCCGCCGCCGCUCCCUCCCCACCUCCAUUUCCUUUCCCCUCACCGGUGCCACCACCAGCAUCCUCCGCAGUCUCCCUGCCGUUCGCUGCCCCGACCGAUCCGGCCGUGCGAAACGCGGGAGGAAUUGGCUUCGGAGGCAGGGCAGACGAGACGGGACGGGAUGUUCUCCGGCGACUGGACGCCGCCGUGCGGGAGCUGCUGCACCAAGAAGUACGCGAGCCUAGUGCAGAUCCCAUGGCGGGUGUUCUGCAAGAAGGGGUGCAACGCGGACGGCGACACCUGGGACGAGUGCAUAGGUAAAUGCACUGAAAUCUGCUAUAAAGAUCCGGUGUUGGAAGAUCGCCAAUGGAGUGCUUACAUUGAUCGAUCUCCAGGGCAGGAUAGUUACUCUUUGGAGUGCUUCAAUGCUUGUGUUUCUGGUUGUGGAUUCAGGUUUGACAUCCCAGCGGAGAAGGUCGAAGAGAUCAAGCCAAAUAGGCCGUCCAAGCCGCCACCUCCUGAAGUGAAACGGACUACGAAUCCAGAUUCCACCGUGAGCCGUGAAGACGUGCCCUGCACAUCAGCUUAGACAAUUAGAUUGACGUGUCACCAAAUUUUGUAAAACGGAUGUGUUUCUCCACUUUCUUUUCCUCCUUGAAAAACGUAUGAGAAGUACUAUUUGCAAUUGGUAAAUUUAGAAUGAACAAUUUAUGGCACAAGCGGCGGGAGAUGGUUGGGACU
Molecule: messenger RNA, 775 nt
Organism: Phragmites australis (common reed)
Lineage: Eukaryota; Viridiplantae; Streptophyta; Magnoliopsida; Poales; Poaceae
Exons: 5
Coding region: 216-623 (135 amino acids)
Source: RefSeq, a predicted model, not a curated record